AUGGCACAUGUUAUCGAGGUACCGGGCGAGACCAACCCGCUGAGUCCUCCGAAUGUCCUCAAUGCCCUGGUGCUUGCGGCAAGCUCCACUCAGCAGCAGGUGCAGACAGGCACGCAGCAGCUUCAAAACUGGGAGAAACAGGCGCUGUACCAUUCCUUUCUCCAGGACGUCUUUCUUGACCAUUCAGUUCCCGCCGAAGUUCGAUAUCUCGCCAUCAUCCAGCUGAAGAAUGGAAUCGAUAAGCACUGGCGUAAGACCGCAACCAAUGCGAUCAAAAAGGAAGAAAAGGACCGCAUUAAGACAAGGGCCUUGGAGGCGGGUGUUGUUGAGCCGGCUCCCCUGCUCGCCCUCCACAACUCGUUGAUGAUCGCCAAAAUCAUGCGCUAUGAAUUUCCUCAAGACUGGCCCGAUGCCAUUUCUGCGGUCAUUUCCUUCCUUCGUUCAUCCACUCAGCCCGGUGCCAACCCACUCCAACUCCCUCGAACACUCCUCAUCCUACUACAAAUUAUCAAAGAACUGUCGACGGCACGGAUUCAGCGGACGAAGGCAAAUCUCCAGUCUGUGUCACCGGAGAUCUUCCAUUUGCUUGGCAGGAUCUAUGUGGAGAAGGUCAACGGAUGGGUUGUGAUGCUGGAACAUGGCGGGGCAGAUGAAGGGUCGCUGCUGGAGACGAUUGAACAGAGUCUGGUUUCGUUAAAGGUCAUUCGACGGCUGAUCAUUGCUGGCUUCGAGCAUCCAAGUCGCGACCAGGAAGUGCAGAAGUUUUGGGUAUUGACCCAUGCGCACUUUAGUAACUUUCUCUCCCUUGUUGAGAGCUCUGGAAACCUCCUUGAACAUGUCCAGCGAGCCAUUGAAAAGCACCUUCUGCAGAUGUCGAAGCUGCAUGUUGAGAUGGCCCGGACUCAUCCCGCGUCCUUUGCCCUCCUGCCAGACAGUAUUACUCUCGUGAACUCGUACUGGACACUGGUCGUUAAGCUUGGUGAGAAAUAUGACAGUCUCGGCGCAGGUGGGGAGUCGGAAGGGAAAUCCUUGACUGAGAAGACGGGUCUUCGAGCCCUGCUUUUGAUCAGAGCUUGUGCGAGAAUGGCAUUCAACCCGGUCCAAACCUUCAAAUAUCAGACCCCGCACGACAAGGAGGAGCGGAAGCAAGCUGUUGAGCUCGUCAAGACUCAGUUGUUUACGCAGGGCUUUGUGGUUAGCGUCAUGGAACUGCUGGUUACGCAGUUCUUCAGAUUCCGGAAGGUCGACUUUCAAGAAUGGGAAGAGGAGCCCGAGGAUUGGGAGAAGCGCGAAGAUGAAAAUGCCGAAGCUUGGGAGUUCUCUAUUCGGUCAUGCUCCGAGAAGCUCUUCCUAGACCUGGUCAUCCACUUCAAGGAUCUCCUCAUUCCCCGGCUACUAACCGUGUUUUAUUCAUUUGCAACCCCCGAAAACAGGGAUGUCCUUCUGAAGGAUUCCCUGUACUCCGCGAUUGGCUUGGCCUCGGCUAGUUUGGAGCAACAUCUGGAUUUCAAUGCUUUCCUGGUGGGGACCAUGGUUCCCGAGGUUCAGAUUCAAGAGCAAGAAUACAAACUGCUGAGAAGGCGAAUUGCGCUUGUCCUCGGUCAGUGGGUCCCUGUCAAGCCAGACGAAUUGAACCGGGAUGCCACCUACCAGAUCUUCCAGCACCUGCUCAACAAACAAGACCCCUUGAAUGAUCUGGUGGUCCGAAUCACUGCUGGGCGGCAACUCCGCAAUGUACUCGAGCCCUAUGAAUUCUCGCCGGAAGGAUUUAUGGCGUUUGCGCCGUCCAUUCUCGAAAAUCUCAUGUCCCUCGUUCAGGAGGUUGAGACAUCCGACACAAAAAUGGGGCUGCUGGAAACAGUCCGCGUGCUUGUAGUCAAGAUGGAGGACCGUAUUUCCCCUUUCUCCGACCAAAUCCUUUCAUUGCUUCCUCCAUUGUGGGAGCAUUCUGGGGAGGAACAUUUAAUGAAGCAGGCCAUUCUCACCCUGCUGUCGUCCCUUAUCAGUUCACUCAAGCAGGAAUCCGUGAGAUAUCACUCGCUCAUUCUCCCACUGAUUCAGAGCUCAGUAGAGCCUGGUUCUGAAACCAUUGUAUACCUGCUGGAUGAGGCAUUAGACCUUUGGUCUGCCAUCAUGGUGCAAACCCCGGCACCCGCUUCUCCGGAAAUUCUAUCUCUUCUCCCAUCCCUAUUCCCAAUUCUCGAGCAAGGCACCGAUAGUGCCCCACAAGCUCUUCACAUCGUGGAAUCUUACAUUCUCCUCGCGCCGCAGGAGGUUCUUAGUGACCGGAACCGCUUCCAAUUAUUGGUCUCUUUCGAGGCACUCCUCCAAUCGACCACAAAGCAACGAAUUGGAGUAAUCCCCAGGCUGGUAGAGACGAUGAUCCGCGGCGCUGAGGCCGUCGAUGGCGGUAGCGAGUCUACAUAUCAUGUUAUCUCCCGGUCCUUGCUGGAUAGCUCCUUCCUCUGCGCUCUCCUCGAGGGCCUGUACUCCGCCCACGAAGCCAGCCAAACAACCGGACCAAACAGGAAAAUCUCGUCCGUGGUCGGCGUCGUAGAAACCGACUAUUUCUCCGUACUGGCACGCCUGGCCCUCGCGAACCCCACCAUCUUCGCAUCUGCCGUCGCCGCUGCAACCAAUUCCACCGAAGAACAUUGCCUCACCUGGCUUCUCACCGAGUGGUUCCUGCAUUACGACAACAUCGGCAGUGUCAACCAGAAGAAACUCCACGCCCUGGGUCUAACCCAACUCCUUGCCCUACAAGGACCAGCCACUAACCCCUCACACCCGCCUCCGCCGCCUUCUUAUAUCCUCGCCCACCUCCAAUCCUACCUGACCAUGUGGACCGACCUCAUUACUGAACUGGCCGAUGGCAGUUCAGACCCCAAUGCUGAUUACUUGGUUUAUUGGAAUGCCCCCACCGGCUCUGUAACCGCUGUUCCCGAACAGUCUAGCGAGGCCGAGCAGCCCGAGGCCCAGCGUCGCUCCGAGUGGCAGUCUGCCGAUGCCAUCCACCGCUAUCCAAUCCGCGACUUUGUGCGUCACCGACUACAGGAACUGAUUGUUGCCUGUGGGGGUGCGCAGCGGUUCCAGGAGGAGUGGUUGGUCAAUGUCGAUACGGAGGUAGUGUCGGCGUUUGGGGCUUUGGGGCUACUCUAG
Molecule: messenger RNA, 3159 nt
Organism: Penicillium alfredii
Lineage: Eukaryota; Fungi; Ascomycota; Eurotiomycetes; Eurotiales; Aspergillaceae
Product: putative importin 11
Exons: 5
Coding region: 1-3159 (1052 amino acids)
Biological process (GO): protein import into nucleus
Cellular component (GO): nuclear envelope; cytosol
Molecular function (GO): small GTPase binding
Source: RefSeq, a predicted model, not a curated record